AUGGCUAAUCAAAAUCAAAAGAAGCCACAGGAGGAUUACUCCCUUAAAGAAACAACCCCAAACAUAGCUGCCGGAAGAGUCAUGAGUGGAGACAGGCUUCCCACUGCCUUUGACCUCGUAGAGCAAAUGCACUUUCUCUUUGUGAGAGUGGUUAAAGCUAGAAACUUGCUAAGUGCCACUAAAUCUAACACUUCCAAUCCCAAUGUUGAAGUGAAGCUUGGAGGUUUCAUAGGAACAACUCGAAUUUUUCAAAAAACUUCAAAUCCAGAAUGGAACCAAGUCUUUGCUUUUGCAAAAGAUCGGAUUCAGGAACCAGUUCUAGAAAUUAUGGUGAAUGAUAAAGUAAAUGGUACCAAUGAAACUCUGGGUCGAGUUUUAUUCAGUGUAUCUGAUAUUCCUAUGAGAGUUCCACCAGAUAGUCCAUUAGCCCCUCAGUGGUAUAGACUUGAAGAUAAAAAAGGGGUUAAGCUUAAAGAAGAAUUAAUGCUAUCUGUUUGGAUGGGAACUCAAGCAGAUGAAGCUUUUCCCGAUGCUUAUCACUCAGAUGUAGCAACAUCCACUAUCUGUGAUAAUAUUGCUUAUACUCGAUCAAAAGUGUACAUUUCUCCUCGGCUAUGGUAUUUAAGAGUGAAUGUGAUUCAAGCUCAGGAUUUGCUAGUAACCAAAAAGAGUGAUAACUCAGAAAUCUUCAUUCAAGCUAUUCUUGGGAAUCUUGCUCUCAGAAGCCGUCCCUUGAAGAUUAGUCCUAACCCCGUUUGGAAUGAGGAUCUAAUGUUUGUUGCAGUAGAACCUUUUGAUGAGUCUUUGGUUCUGAGCCUAGAGCAGGGGAAUUCGAGCUCUUGCAAGCAUGAAAAAAUGGGAAUUUGCGCGGUUCCAUUGAAGAAUGUAGAGCAAAGAAUAGAUGCCGCACCAGCUUCUAGCAAAUGGUACAACCUUGAACAGCCCAAGAAGGUUCACGAGGGAUGUGAGAAAACUAAUAAGGUCAAUGAAUGUCAACAAGAACAAAAAGAGCAAGUUAAGUUUUCAACUAAGCUUAACAUGAGGAUCUCCUUGGAUGGUGGGUACCAUGUUCUUGAUGAGGCCACACAAUAUAGUAGUGAUCUCAGGCCAGCAUCUAAGAAACUGAGCAAACCAGGAAUUGGAGUUUUAGAAUUGGGCAUUCUAAAUGCUAUUGGGCUAUCACCAAUAAAAAAGGACAACAAAACUGAUGCUUAUUGUGUUGCGAAGUAUGGGCCCAAAUGGGUUAGAACAAGAACUAUAGUUGAUAGUCUCUCUCCCAAGUGGAAUGAGCAAUAUACUUGGGAAGUUUUUGAUCCUUGCACAGUCAUAACAAUAGCAGUAUUUGACAAUGGCCAUCUGCGAACAGAAAAGAAUGGGGAAGCACCAGUGGAUAAGAAAAUUGGAAAGGUGAGAAUUAGACUCUCAACACUUGAGACAGAUAGAGUGUACACCCACUUUUACCCACUCAUAAACUUGCAGCCUCAAGGAGCCAUAAAAAUGGGAGAAAUUCAGUUGGCUGUGAGAUUCUCUUGCCCAUCUUUACUUAAUGUUCUGCAAACCUAUACACAACCUCUGCUUCCAAAAAUGCAUUACGUCAACCCAUUAUCAGUAUUUCAGCUUGACAGUUUAAGAAACCAAGCUGCUGUUAUUACCUCAUUGAGACUAAGCAGAGCUGAACCACCUUUGAAGAGAGAGGUUGUGGAAUACAUGCUUGAUGUGAGAGCAAACUUUUGGAGUAUGAGAAAAGGAAGAGCUCAAAUUCAGAGAAUAUUUAGCCUUCUGAGUGGUAUAGUUUAUGUCUGCAAACAAUUACAUGAGAUUCGUACCUGGAAAAGCUCAGUGAAGACAAUCACUGCUUACUUCAUCUUCCUUUUAGUCAUCUUCAUCCCAGGAACAAUCCUUCCCCUGAUGUUUUCCUUGCUUGUCGGAAUAGGAAUCUGGCGAUAUCCAAAACGGCCGAGACUUCCGACCCAUAUGGAUAUUAAGCUGUCUCAUGCUGACACAGCGACGGCUGAAGAACUAGAAGAAGAGUUUGAUCCAUUGCCAUCGAAAUUCAGCGGUGAACACCUGAGAAACAGGUAUGAUCGGCUGAGAGGGAUUGCUGGGAGGUUGCUUGCUGUGAUGGGUGAUUUGGCGACUCAGGGAGAGAGGAUUCAAUCACUGUUGAGUUGGAGAGACCCGAGAGCGACAGCUCUGUUUAUGAUUUUCUGUUUGUCUGGUGGGAUUCUGUGUUGGUUCUUUACUUUUAAGGUUAUCUUCUUUGUUCAGGUGACUUACUUGUUGAGACCUCCGAGGUUUCGGUUUGACAUACCAGCUGUGCCACAGAAUUUCCUAAGGAGGAUGCCUGCAAAAUCUGAUGGCUUGCUUUGA
Molecule: messenger RNA, 2370 nt
Organism: Neltuma alba
Lineage: Eukaryota; Viridiplantae; Streptophyta; Magnoliopsida; Fabales; Fabaceae
Product: FT-interacting protein 3-like
Exons: 1
Coding region: 1-2370 (789 amino acids)
Source: RefSeq, a predicted model, not a curated record